AUCGUUGUCUUGUCGGCCAGCCGGAUAUCUGAAUCACAAGAUCAAUCAAUUGGAAACCCUAAUUCGAGUGCAACGAGCAGGCACGAUCCAAAUCGCUGAUACGAAGAAGCCAUGGGUGGCCACGGUGGUCUGAACAUUCUUCCGCAGAAGCGCUGGAACGUUUACAACUAUGACAACCGAGAGAAAGUUCGCAAGGAUGAGGAGGCCGCCGCUCGGGAGGAGCAUCUUAAGCGGGAUCAAGCCAGGAAGCGGGACGCAGAGCUCCGUCUCGACCGCCUCCGCACCGUCCGUGGCUUGGCUCCUUUGAAGCGACCUUUUCCGGAGGCGCAGAACGGGGAGGAGGAGGAGGAGGAGGAGGAAAAGGCGUCCGCUGAGCCGGUGGAAUCAGAACCCAAGACCGGGCACAUAAAUCUUUUCGAAGGGAUUAAGAUAUUUGAUGUGGUGCAAGUGGCUAAGAAAGAAGAGAACGCCGAGGAGAGGAAAGAAGCCGCUGCUGCAGCGAGAGCGGCGGCGAGGGAAGCGGAGGCGAGGGCGGUUGAUGGGGAUGAUGAGAAGUACAGAAUGGGAUACGGGGUUGCUGGAAAGGGGGUAAAGCUCCCGUGGUACCUCGAGAGGCGCAGCGGUGAAGGCGUCGAUCACGGUGACGACGGUGGGUCGGGAGAAAGUGUUGGGGAUGAUCGUAAGAAGAAGGCUGAGAAGAAGAGCUUGAAGGAGCUGAGGGAAGAGCGGCUGAAAAGGGAAAGGCGUGAGAAGGAGAGGGAGAGAUCUCUUUUCAUGGAACAGAGCCGAAAGAGCGGAGGAUUUUCCCGGAGGUGAGCGACCUCAUUGAAAAUCCGCUGGCGUUUUCCGUUUUCUGCUCCCCGUGACUUGAUUGUUUGUAUAUUUUCACUCAAUAAGAGGUCCACAUGAUCGUAUUUGCAUUCGGGGAUCUCAGACUCCUUGCCUUAAGACAUGGGCACUUUCUAUUCUUUUUCGGAAGUUGUUUUUUUGUUAAUUAGAUUUGUCAGACAACUCAUCUGCUCCAUUCAGUCAGUACCCUCCUCGGCUUCUUUUGAAAGAUGAGUGCACUUCAUUGCGCACUCUUUCUAA
Molecule: messenger RNA, 1089 nt
Organism: Tarenaya hassleriana
Lineage: Eukaryota; Viridiplantae; Streptophyta; Magnoliopsida; Brassicales; Cleomaceae
Product: leukocyte receptor cluster member 1
Source: RefSeq, a predicted model, not a curated record